Molecule: messenger RNA, 1547 nt
Organism: Acyrthosiphon pisum (pea aphid)
Lineage: Eukaryota; Metazoa; Arthropoda; Insecta; Hemiptera; Aphididae
Product: histone acetyltransferase KAT7-like
Exons: 8
Coding region: 98-1018 (306 amino acids)
Biological process (GO): regulation of transcription by RNA polymerase II
Cellular component (GO): MOZ/MORF histone acetyltransferase complex; chromatin; nucleus
Molecular function (GO): chromatin binding; transcription coregulator activity; histone H3 acetyltransferase activity
Source: RefSeq, a predicted model, not a curated record
AAGCAUGAAAAACUUUCCAUCGUGGGUUCAACGUAUCAACGUGAUGUCGCGAAAGACGUUCUGGAUGCAUCAGACUUACCAUCUGGUGUUGUGAACGAUGAUAUCAAAAUAUAGUACAAUUCAAACUCCAGUACGAUGUCCGAGUGUAAUAAAAUUUGGAAAAUUUGAAGUGGAGACUUGUUAUUCAUGUCCAUUUCCACAGGAGGAGAAUUCUUCGAGAUUAAUAUUUUGUGAAUUUUGUUUAAAAUACACUAAAUGUCAAUCAAUUUUGGAAAGACAUAUGCGCCACUGUUAUUGGAGAACACCACCAGGCACAGAAAUCUACCAAAGUGGAGAUUUAAGCGUUUUUGAAGUCGAUGGAAAAGUAGACAAAACGUAUUGCCAAACACUAUGUCGAAUGGGAAAACUAUUUUUACAGUUAAAAACUCUUGACUAUGGCGUUGAACCGUUCUUAUUUUACAUUGUGACGAAAAACGACGGUUUUGGCUGUCAUUUGGUUGGUUAUUUUUCAAAACUAAAGCAAAAUGAAGAACAUUUUAAUGUAGCUUGUAUCGUUAUCAUGCCACAGUACCGAAGACAAGGAUAUGGACGAAUCCUCAUUGAAUUUAGUUAUCUGUUAUCUAAAAUUGAAAAACAACCAGGAACUCCAGAAACACCCCUUUCCGACUUGGGUAAAAUUACAUACGAUGCAUAUUGGAAAGGUGUUAUUCUAGAAUAUUUAGAUAAACACAAAGGAAUCGACACCAUAUGCAUCAAUGAUGUUAUUAGUGAAACUGGUUUAAUGAAGCAAGAUAUUAUAUACACGUUUCAUACGCUCAACAUGGUUGUAGAAGUCUAUAAUGAAACGACAAUAUAUAUAGACUGGAAUGUUGUAGACUCUCACAUAAAGAAGAAAAUUGAGUUAAACAAAGUUCAUAUUGACCCAGAUCGGUUGAGAUGGUCACCACCAAACAAACCAUCGAAUUUACAAUGUUCACCAGCUGAUGGCCAAUAUAUUAACAUCUUGAAGAACCUGUGAAGUGUAUUCCACGGACAGUGGGUGGCUAACCCUAUAUUAUACGUGUGCGCGGCAGACAUGCACCUGAUUUACACGCGAGAACCUGGUGUCACUGGUGUUCGCCUGCUCGGUGCUGUUUUUGGAGCUGCCGUCCACCGUCACGCGUCCGCCACUGAUGAUAGUGUCUUGCGCUUCGUGCUUUUUGUUCGACAUGGCCAUAUUCACGUACUUUUACGGGUUUAAAACCCGGCUUCAACACCCGGCCCAUAGCCAACGCGGUCAACACUAUCGCGCUCACCGCCGCGAUGUUCCUGACCCUCAAGAAGUACCCCAUGCUGGCUAGCGACGGUGGCAUCAGGUACCGCAACUAUCUGAUAUCGUCGCUGUCCGGCCUCACGUCCGUAAUAAUCUUCUUCUCGUGGCUUCCCGGGACCAAGGGCAAGAUGGUUGCCGCCAUACAGGCCCAGCUCAGGAAGACGGACGAUUUGUUCUGAACAAUUUCACGCGAUCGAGUUCAUAACUGCUGCUGGUGGAGGCUGAGCACCGAGUC